Silurus meridionalis is the source of this 959-nucleotide messenger RNA. Its product is annotated as aggrecan core protein-like. Bases 32 to 757 code for a protein of 241 amino acids. The record is from RefSeq and is a predicted model, not a curated record. NCBI's taxonomy places the organism in Eukaryota, Metazoa, Chordata, Actinopteri, Siluriformes, Siluridae. The transcript is spliced from 2 exons.
AUUCACAGAGCUCAGGUGCAUCGUAGCAGAGAUGAAGUUGUCCAUUGUCUUUUUCCUCCUGCUUUGUAGCAUGGCUUUGUGUCAAAUAAGAGAAUAUAUCCUCGUGUCUGAAACAAAGACUUGGGAUUCUGCUCAGAAGUAUUGCAGGGAAAACUAUGUGGAUCUCGCAACCAUCACUACAAACGAGGAGAACCAGAUGUUGAUAAAGUCUGCAGCUGCAUCCAACAUUUUGUACUUUUGGAUUGGACUGCACAAAAUCGCACUUGAUUCAGACAUCUGGGAAUGGUCUGAUGGAGAAUCAGCUAAUUUCUUCAGUUGGAGUCCUAACCAACCUGAUAACUACAAAGGAAAAGAGGGUGUCGUCAUAAUGUCUCAGAAAGGCUGGAACGACGUGCCUUAUACACGCAUUUAUCCAUUCUUUUGUUCCUGGAGAUUUGUUUUGGUGAAUGACAGUAAGACCUGGGAGGAAGCUCACGAGUACUGCAGAACUUACUACACUGGCUUGGCCAGUCCGAUCUCUACAGCACAGCUAACCCUGGCUGGGAAUGUGUUAGCGCAAACCCAAACAGUCAGUGUGUGGACCGGCCUGCACUUUGUGAACGGACAGUGGAUCAGUAUGAGCAGGUCGCCGUUGGAGGGUCUGGUCUCGCUGCCCUCAUGCCCAAGCCGACACUAUCGCUGUGGAGCUCUGAACACCAAGACAACUAUUUGGCAGAACAGAGACUGCAGUGAGAAGCUGAAUUUCCUCUGCUACUGAAGAGUGGUAACUCACCCCUUAACUCUCUUCUUAACACAACACUUGCUGAGAGGUGAGAUGUGAACCUUCUACCACAUCUACUGAUUUCAAUACACUGCAGCACGAUGCACAAGCCGAGGGUUCUCGAAAAGCACUUAGUGGAAGUCUGGAUUUGCUCUAUAUCAUAGCUCUAUUUUCAUUUAAUUCUUAUUAAAUAUGUCAA